Messenger RNA from Cordyceps militaris CM01, 303 nucleotides. RefSeq lists its product as uncharacterized. The record is from RefSeq and is a predicted model, not a curated record. Lineage: Eukaryota; Fungi; Ascomycota; Sordariomycetes; Hypocreales; Cordycipitaceae. Bases 1 to 303 code for a protein of 100 amino acids. The transcript has a single exon.
AUGCUGCCCAAGCGCGCCGCGCGCCUCUCCCGCUUCCACCACGCCGUCCGCAUCGCCUGGGACCUGCCCGCCCGCGACGGCUCCGGCCGCCGCACCGUCAUGUACGAGUCCACCAGCGUCUCGACCUUUUGCGAAGACCCCGACGCCGUCGAGGUCCGCGUCGCAGAGUUCAACGUCGUCGAGCUCGUCCCUGUCGUCGCCGACCCCGCCACCGGCCGCACGGAGCUCAGGGCCCUCCAGCUGCGCGCUUUCUUGGACGGCGCGCCCGUCACGUCAAGAGCGCAGAUGAUUGCAAAGGAGUGA